Pseudophryne corroboree (corroboree frog) is the source of this 2790-nucleotide messenger RNA. RefSeq names its product melanoregulin (gene MREG). The record is from RefSeq and is a predicted model, not a curated record. The coding region runs from base 305 to 904 and encodes 199 amino acids. Gene Ontology annotation, biological process: melanocyte differentiation; melanosome transport. The transcript is spliced from 6 exons. Lineage: Eukaryota; Metazoa; Chordata; Amphibia; Anura; Myobatrachidae. Gene Ontology annotation, cellular component: melanosome.
UGUGGUUCCUCUCCUACUAAAGUCCUACCCCCACUGAAUAUUCAUGUUACCCAGCCUGGGACAGAAGUGGGGCAAUGCAUUAUACAAGUAACAUACAUACCGGUUCUCAAAGUUGCAAAACAAGUUGUGACAGAGCAAAGUUUGUCAGAAGAGAAAGUGAUACAAUAUUAUAUAUACACCCAGGUCCCAGGGAGGUUCUGAUCAGCCAGCCAGAGACAUAGCAAUGCAGGCAGCCCAGGACUGAGCCCAGACCAGUGAUCCCAGCAGCACUGGAAGCACAGUACAGUAUUUACUCACAUAACCCAUGGGUCUUAAGGAUUGGCUGUGCGCCUUCUGUUGUGUCAAAGUGGGGUGCCUGGACUAUCCCAAAAACGAGAAGCAGCCUUUAGUCAACAACAACAACCAUAUACAGAAUUAUUCCGUGAUCCAUGACGAUGAGCGAAACCUAUGGAGCUCCCCUCAUGACUUGUCACAUACAGAGGCUGUGGACGAUCGGCUGUUGCACACGUGGAUUCAGACCAGGCGCCAACUGGAAAAAGACUCUGAGGAAUGGCAAAAACUGAACUAUGAAAUCUACACCCUGAGGCAGGCAAGGCGAGAAGUGAGAGCAAGGUGGAGGCGUAUCUUGGAAGACCUAGGUUUUCAAAAAGAAGCAGAAUCCCUUCUGUCUGUUUCAAAGCAAAGCACGAUCAGUAACCCUAAGAACAUGAAGAAGGCAAUGGAUCUGCUUCUUCGGCUCACAGACGAUACAACCAUCUUCCCUGCGGGGUGGGACCUUCCAGAGCGAUACCUUUAUAUAAUGGACCGGCUGAUCUGUCUUGAUGCAGUGGAUGACUUCUUCAACAUAGCUCACAAGAAAUACCCCAAAACACACAUGGAAACAGACUCUAAGCUGAAAAAAUGAUCAUCUUCUUCUUUUUUUUUUUUUUUUAUAUAUAAAUUAUUUCCUUCCAGCUGGGCUGCUAGCUCUGUUUCCAACUUGUCAACAUCUUUUUAACUUGUCUUAGCUGUGAGUGAUUAUACAACAGAAACGUUGACUUUCCGUCUGGUUAUCACACGAGUGUCACUCAAAGAACGUAAAAUGAUACAAUAAUCUACUAGAAGUUAGAAAAUAUUAAACCCUGGAUUUAAUGCAUCUGUCUAACCACUAAAACAUCAUAAAGGUUCUUCCUUGGAAUAACACACUUCCCCCGACUCUAGAACUGUUUGGUAGACUUCUCUCUAACGUAUACAUAACUUCCAUGGACUUAUUGUUUCUUAAACUCAAGAUCUUGCAAUUUUCUGGAAUGAUGUAUUGCAAGUUGUACGAUACAAAAAAGAAGUCAAUAUGUUAAAUAGCUAGAUACAGUAUAGAACCAAGACUCUAAAAAUGUGCAUUUUAAAGCUGAUAUUAAAUGUUCUGGGUGUAUCUUCUGCCUAUGAAAAUAGUUCAAGGCAUCAGAAGAGUAACGGGGUUCCUAGAAGGCUAAUGCUUUUUAUGUAUAGAUUGCAGUUAUGAAAUAGUGGGGUCUAUUUACUAUGCCUUGGCUGAAGAUAAAGUGGACGGAGAUAAAGUACAAGCCAACCAGCUCCUAACUCUCACGUUACACGCUGGGUUUAAAAACUGACAGUUAGGAGCUGAUUGGCUGGUACAUUAUAUCCAUCCUAGGCUUGGUAAACAGACCCCAGUGUCUCUGUUUGUUGUGGGGGCAUCACUAAGAGUUGGUGCUAGAGAAAAUGUGAUCUACUGUAGAAUUGUACAGAGACCUUUUUAACGUUCAGGUGAUCCAAUUUGUGCAAUUUAUCAAUAUUGAGAAUGAAGUCUGCUUAACAGAAACUAGCUGUGAAGUGCCUCUGUGGUGUUCUAGUGAGAUGAUUGAAUGCAUGCUCAUGAAUAUGGGUUCAUUGCACAAAGUGGAUGCCACCGUUCUGUAUAGUCAGCAGGUGGUCUUUAAAAGUUGCAGUGAAACAGAUAACGUUUAAGGGCAAUGACGCAUCUAGCCCUUAAAUGUGCAAUGCUGUUUAUAUAGUUACAUAUUUUUCCAUUGCAUCACGCGUUUCGCCACUCGCAAUGUGAGAAAAUGGAGUGCUGUUAAACCUAAAGGAUAUGUCUCCUGUCUUCAGAGUGGCUGAAUCGAUUACACCUUCUUUUAACUAUUUAUUAUAUUAAGUCAAAAUACAUAUAUUGGGGGAGAUUCAAAUGUUUGAAAAGUCAGUUGGGAGUCUUUUUUUUCCUAUCUAAUAGACAGGAAAAAACAGACACCCAACUGACUUUUCAAACAUUUGAAUCUCCCCCAAUGUAUUUACUUAAUCUGUUUUAUGUUUAGCUUUCAGAAUGAUAAAGAUGUAAUAAAAUAUGGCUUUGGGGUGGCAAUCGCCACCUUAUAUAUAUGGAAAAGUCUUCAGGUAUAGACUUAACUAUUAUGUGAGUCAUUGUGCUAUUUGUUAUGGAUGCAAACGUCUGUAAAGCUAGAUGCAGAGUCUGAAAGAGCAGCCACAGCCAGCAAUGUACAAUGCUGAAGGAGGAUUCAUUAUUGUGAUUUUAUAAAUAUCAGCUUAAUUACUGAAUACAUUUGUAAAACCAUUGUAAAUAAAUAUAAUUGUAUGUUCCAGGAUAAUAUUGCAGAGAUUAUAGUUACCAGUUGUUCAGGACAUAAAAUAUUGUAUAUUUAUUAAAUGAAAAUGGAUAAUUGUAUUCGCCAGAGAGCCAGAUCAUUGGAAAUUGUAAGAAGUUAUUGCUCUGUUUAUUUUCUGUGUCUGGGUCCGCUUAUAGGUGCCACAUCUCUAAUAAACCACUUGUGUUUACAGGAA